AUGGAUCCAAGGACACCGUAUAGCCAGUCUUCUGGUUAUAUGGGCCUUCUUCAAAGUCAAGAAGGAAGUUUUCUUCAUGACAACUCUCCUUAUGAGAGUUAUCAUUCUGGAUCUUCGCAGAUCCCUCUGUUCAGUUCACAACAAAGCGACGCUCCAAUUCCACCUACAGAGAGUCCCGUGGAGCGUGGAAAGAGACAUAAAUGGACCCCAGUGGAGGACGAGAUGCUGAUCAGUGCCUGGUUAAACACUUCAAAAAACGCUAUUACCAGCAAUUACCAAAAGUCGGGAACAUUCUGGAAACGAGUAGGGGAUAGUUUCUUCGAGGCUCUGAAUGGUGGACCUGGUGGUGACACUUCCGCGCAUCGGAAUUACAAGCAGAGGUGGCACAAAAUAAAUGAUCAAACCAACAAGUUUUGUGGUGCUUAUGCGGCUGCGGAGCGAAGAAUGACUAGUGGUCAGCAUGAGAAUGAUGUUCUGAAGGUGGCCCACAACAUAUACUUCGCUGAUCAGGACUGUAAAUUCACACUUGAACAUGCGUGGUGCGUGUUGAGGUAUGAGCAGAAAUGGUGCAACCUCAACCCCACUAAAGAUUCUGGAAGUUCAAAGUGGAAGGCAUAUUCAGAAGCUUCAACCACAAGUGAACGUGUAAAGGCUGUUGAGGAAGCAGAGAGAAGACCUGAAGGUGUGAAGGCUGCAAAAGCAAGACGUAGUGCAAUUGGUAAGGGGAAGUCUGUUGCUGACUAUACUGCGGUUUGGGAAAUGAGGAAGGAAGAUUUGGAGAAGAAAGAAAAACUGUCAAAGUUUGCCAUCUUAGAUAGUCUGAUAGCGAAAUCCAAAACCACCACACUCACUGAGGCUGAAGAAGUUGCCAAAGAGAAGCUCCUCGCGGAGUAUUUUUAG
Raphanus sativus (radish) is the source of this 900-nucleotide messenger RNA. Its product is annotated as glutathione S-transferase T3-like. The record is from RefSeq and is a predicted model, not a curated record. NCBI's taxonomy places the organism in Eukaryota, Viridiplantae, Streptophyta, Magnoliopsida, Brassicales, Brassicaceae. The transcript has a single exon. Bases 1 to 900 code for a protein of 299 amino acids.